This is a messenger RNA of Gadus chalcogrammus (walleye pollock), 598 nucleotides long. RefSeq names its product tuberoinfundibular peptide of 39 residues-like. The transcript has 4 exons. The record is from RefSeq and is a predicted model, not a curated record. Gene Ontology annotation, cellular component: extracellular region. The coding region runs from base 29 to 595 and encodes 188 amino acids. Gene Ontology annotation, biological process: neuropeptide signaling pathway. NCBI's taxonomy places the organism in Eukaryota, Metazoa, Chordata, Actinopteri, Gadiformes, Gadidae.
GAAUCCUCUGGUUCUCGGUGCUUUAAGGAUGUCUCAGCUGCCCAUGUUUUCCCGAUCUUCCUUGCUUCUGCUUUGCAUCCUGGCUACCACUCUGCUGACCUCGGGGUACCCUCGACCUCUUCUACAGCUCAGGUCUGAAAAAAAAGAUGUUGAUUUAAAAAUUGUUAUUUUUAUUAUAAAGCUUGUCUAUCAUGUGCUAACCUUUCAUCUGUUCUUCUAUGUUUUUAGCAGUCCAGACAAUUCAGAUGAGGUGACAGAAGAUGACUAUGAUGUCCACCUUCCCUAUUUCUCACUUCACAACUGGGGAAUUGAGCUGACGUCAGCACCUGGCCUCAUGGCAGCAGCCAAUAGCAAGCCACGUUUAAUUGGUAGGGUGUGGCUGUCUGGUCCCAAGUCCCAGCUUUCAGAAGGUGAAGAGUCCAGGAUGGAUAAAGGCUGGCCGGCUGAGUGGAGCCGUGGCUCCGUGGGUAAGAGGAACAUGGUGGUAGCAGACGACGCAGCCUUCAGAGAGAAGAGCAAGCUGCUCACAGCCAUGGAGCGACAGAAGUGGCUCAACUCCUACAUGCAGAAACUGCUGGUUGUUAACACAAAAUGAUCA